Molecule: messenger RNA, 1836 nt
Organism: Cucurbitaria berberidis CBS 394.84
Lineage: Eukaryota; Fungi; Ascomycota; Dothideomycetes; Pleosporales; Cucurbitariaceae
Exons: 6
Coding region: 188-1804 (538 amino acids)
Biological process (GO): positive regulation of transcription by RNA polymerase II
Cellular component (GO): nucleus
Molecular function (GO): transcription cis-regulatory region binding; DNA-binding transcription factor activity, RNA polymerase II-specific; zinc ion binding
Source: RefSeq, a predicted model, not a curated record
CCCCUCUGACUAAAGUGUAGAACAUGGUUGGACAAUUUGUCAUUCAUUUCGGCAAUAGGUUUCUAAACUUGAUGAGGUCUCGCGUUCCCGUAACUCGUCCCAUCUUCGUAAAUCUGCCCGCACACCUGGAGCUGGCCGCGACAACGAUUUUGCGCUAUCUCCAAACGACUACGGAGAGAACCACCAAAUGCCAUGCGACCGUUGCCGCACGCGUCAUUAUCGAUGUGACAGCAAACAGCCGAAAUGCGGGAGAUGUGAACAUGCCAAGAAGGAGUGCAUCUACGAGACUGGCAGGCGCUUUCGACGAUCAUCGAUCUCAGAGUCCUUCAGCGAUAGCCAGCCAUGGGUUUCGCUGCCUCCGCGAAUCCAAUUCUUUGACGAGUCAAGCGACAUACGUUCCCAAUACACAACCGAUAGCUCCUCUCCAUUCACCGGUUCUCCUGUAGGCCAUGUCCAGUUCCAAAACGCCAGUUCUUCUGGAAGUGGCAAUGAUCACGUUGAAACGCCCACCUCUACUUUGAUCGCUCCAACAGAAGGUUUCACGGUUCUAUCGCUACUAAACGCGGAGUCCCCUGUCCAACAACAGAUGUCCACUCCUCCCCCGCCGCACAACCACCAAGUGGGCAGUGUCUCGUUCCAACACAACAACUCCAGCACCUUUGUCUACCAGCAGCCUCCAGGCGAACCCAUUCUAUGGCCACUAGAGCAUGAACAAGAGGCGAUGCUGCUGCAGCAUUACAUCGAAAAUGUUGCACUAUUCUUCGACAUGAUUGAUCACGAGUGUCACUUUGGUGUGCACGUCGUCCAGAGGGCGAAACAGAAUAGUACGCUGAUGAACGCCAUACUCGCACUGUCUGCUCGCCACCUUAGUCGGACUACCGACUUCGACCCCUACAUCGCCGAUGCAUACUACCAACGCUGCUUCGAUACGCUAAUACCUGCGCUGAAUGAAAACGUCGCCAUCAAAGAGGAAUCAUUACUUGCAGCGACCAUCAUUCUGCGCCUGCUUGAAGAAAUGAAUAUCUCAGUGAUAGGGUCGGAUCCUCAAGGCCACCUUUUUGGUACACAAGCUAUCAUUCGCGCGGCCGAGCAGUCGUACGCUGCGACAACGGGACCUAGCUUCCGGCAAGCCGUUUACUGGGCAGCCUUUCGCCAGGAAUUAUGGAUCUCUUUGAUGACACAGCGCGCCUUCCAACUACACAUAUUUCCUGCUGAUCGCUCGCUCGAGCCGGCUAAUGAUUCUAUCUGGGCCACACGGACAAUCGCCCACCUAGGCGAUGUAAGCAACUUCGUCUUUGGCGAAGGAAGACAUAGCCUUGCCAAAUACAACCAGCUGAUGGACGAGAAUAAAUCCUGGAGGACAUACAGACCGGACAGUUUUGACCCGUUCUUCUUCCGUCAGGAUCCGGACGGUAGUAGCCGCAACUUCCCAGACAUCCGCUUUCAUGAGAAAUCACAUGUUAUGGGCACGCAAUACAACACACUAGCUCACAUGUUACUAAUUGUACAUGACCCGGCCAUACCGCAGCUUGGUCCAGCGCAUAAGCAAGCACGUGCUGCUGUUGACCAAAUGGUGCAAAGCGACGUCCGCACACUCUGCGGCGUUGCACAGUCCAAUGCUAAAUUUUUCCCGAGCAAGUUCGUGGCAUGCUUCGCUAUUGCUCUUGUUGGAGAUCGCUUCACUGUUCGAGAAGACCAAGAAAAACUACGCGAACUAUGGUAUGCCUGUGAACGAGCUCAUGGAUUUCCUCCCACUACGGCCAUAGUUCAUUUGGAAGAAUCCUGGGGUUGGCAUAGUCGCUGAAGGUCAAAUGGCUCUAUCGUCAGCGGGAAGCC